Triplophysa rosa is the source of this 1281-nucleotide messenger RNA. RefSeq names its product annexin A1-like. The transcript is spliced from 12 exons. Gene Ontology annotation, biological process: regulation of hormone secretion; regulation of leukocyte migration; positive regulation of T-helper 1 cell differentiation. Gene Ontology annotation, molecular function: phospholipase A2 inhibitor activity; calcium-dependent phospholipid binding; cadherin binding involved in cell-cell adhesion. NCBI's taxonomy places the organism in Eukaryota, Metazoa, Chordata, Actinopteri, Cypriniformes, Nemacheilidae. Gene Ontology annotation, cellular component: plasma membrane; cytoplasm. Bases 81 to 1106 code for a protein of 341 amino acids. The record is from RefSeq and is a predicted model, not a curated record.
AAAAGGCCGGUACUGGUUCCAAAAUUAUUUCAGACCCAUUCUUACAACCUGAAGAGUGGAACAGCUUCAAAGCUCACAACAUGGACUUCCUAAAGAAAUUCACCCAAGUUCAAGAUGACAGCACCAUGGGUUUUAAAGGCACUCCUGCUGAGACAGGAUACCUUGGAACAGUCAAAGCUGAUCCUAACUUCAAUGCCCAAACUGAUGCUGCAAGAUUGAAGAAAGCCAUAGAAACCAAAGGUGUGGAUGAAGCCACUAUUGUGGAGGUGAUAGCAAAGAAAACCAAUGCGCAGAGACAAAAGAUCAAAGAAGCUUAUCAGCAGAGCACAGGAAAACCUCUGGCAGAAGCACUUAAAAAAGCUCUGAAGUCAGAUUUCGAAGAAGUGGUUCUGGCCCUGCUUAUGACACCCCCGGAAUAUGAUGCUUUUGAAAUGAAAAGAGCCAUGAAGAAACUUGGGACAAAUGAAGAUGUCCUAAGUGAAAUUCUGGGCACUAGAACAAAAAAUGAGAUUGAAGCAUUGAAGAGAUCUUUCAAAGAAGUGAAUGGACAGCUGCUGGAGGAGGAAAUUAAAUCUGAAGUUAAAGGAGACCUGGAGACUACUCUGGUUGCCCUUUGCAAGGGUACCAGGAGUGAAGACCGUAACAUUGAUGAUGGUCUCGCUAAAAGUGAUGCAAAGGCUCUGUUUGAGGCAGGUGAGAAUCGAAUCGGCACCGUGUGCUCCGUUUUGAUUGACAUUCUCACAACCCGGAGUGAAGCUCAGUUGUGCAAAAUUUUCAAGUACUACGGCGAACUGAGUAAAGAUGGUGUUGCAAAAGACCUAGAGGGUGAGCUGAGUGGAAAUAUGGAGGAUUGUCUCAUGACCCUCGUGAAGGCUGCCUGGAACAAACCCGCCUACUUUGCAGAAAAGCUCCACUUGGCUAUGAAGGGUAUGGGAACCAACACUGACACACUGACUAGAAUCAUUGUGGGUCGUUCAGAAAUUGACCUGCUAAAAAUCAUUCAAGAGUACAAGAAGAUGUACGGCAAAACGCUUCAGGAACAAAUUCUGAAAGAAACUAAUGGAGAUUAUGAGAAGAUUAUGAUGGCAAUCUGUGGCGCUCCAUAACCAUCUAAAACUGUCACAUUAAAACAUGUAUCUGUCCAUCACAAAAGCCUACUGUAUAACCUCUGUAAGCACCAUUUAACCUUCCCAUGGUGUAAUUUAUAAGUGCUUUAUUAAAAUAAAAAUGCUUGUCAUUGUGUAAUGUUAUUUUGCUCAAUAAAUUCAGUUGACCACCUCA